AUGCCCACUAUUCCUGCCCGUCGGUUUGCGAUGCAACGACUGCACGUUGGCCAGUCGAUCAAGGUCAUAGACUCCUCGGGCGGUCAGGUCAUCGACACCUGGGCUUUUACUAUUCCCUCAACACCCACCUUUCCCAGAUAUAUGUCAAUGACUCACACUCGGUCUACCUUGCAUAAACUUCUUCCAUCCGUUAACGAAUCAUUCCUGGACAACAGACGGGAUCCUAUUUUGACAAUUGUCGAGGACACAUCUCCUGGCGUGCACGAAGUUCUCUACGCUGCUUGCUCUCCAGAACGUUACCUCCAACUUGGCAGCGAUAAAGACCAUGAUAACUGCGCCGGUAAUCUUCGCAGUGCUGUACAGCAAUGUGUUGAACCAUCAUUCAGCUAUAUUACUGGGUUUCUAGAGAGCGGCUGGGUACCCGAUCCACUGAAUCUAUUCAUGAAGGUCGACAUCAAUGGCACCAAGCUACAAUGCAUGAACCCGGAUAGCAAGGUGGGGGACUAUAUUGUAUUGAAAGCGGAGCAAGAAUGUGUUGUAAUUAUGAGUGCCUGUCCGAUGGAUUUAAGUGCUUGUAACGGGGGCGAGCCCAGCAGCGCAGAUUUUGAAGUUCUUUGA
Molecule: messenger RNA, 618 nt
Organism: Aspergillus nomiae NRRL 13137
Lineage: Eukaryota; Fungi; Ascomycota; Eurotiomycetes; Eurotiales; Aspergillaceae
Exons: 1
Coding region: 1-618 (205 amino acids)
Source: RefSeq, a predicted model, not a curated record